Pseudomyrmex gracilis is the source of this 561-nucleotide messenger RNA. RefSeq lists its product as uncharacterized. The coding region runs from base 1 to 561 and encodes 186 amino acids. The record is from RefSeq and is a predicted model, not a curated record. The transcript has a single exon. Gene Ontology annotation, molecular function: catalytic activity. Lineage: Eukaryota; Metazoa; Arthropoda; Insecta; Hymenoptera; Formicidae.
AUGGUCCAAAGCCUCGCGAAGUUGAACGGGUGCCUAGCGGUCGUGGCCGAGCCUUACAACGUCCCCGAUCACCUGUCGUGGUCGGGGUCGGAGGACGGCUCGGUCGCGGCGUACUUUUGGUGGAGCAACAACCCUGAAUCCUCUGUCUUCUCCCCGCUGGGGAAAGGCAGAAGACAUGUGACGGUGAAAUGGAGGGAACUGGUGGUUAUCGGAGGAUAUUUCUCACCCACAAGGCCCUUUCAAGAAUUCGAGGCAUAUCUGGGCGAGCUUGAACUCGCGAUCCGUCGAUACGGAGCUCGCCCGGUACUCGUCCUGAAGGAUUUUAACUCCAAAUCAACGAUUUGGGGCAAUCCCAGGACAGACGUCAGAGGAAGGGCCCUAGAAGAACUCGCGGCGGCGUGCAACCUCGUUGUUCUCAAAGAGGGCACGAGACACACGUGCGUUAGGCGAGACGGGGGGUCCAUUGUAGAUGUAACCCUUGCGUCCCCGUCCGCCGUGCGCCGUGUGAACAAGUCAGGGAGAACAUGGAAACCUUAUCCGACCAUCGAUACAUCAUCAUGA